CAACAUUAGGCGGAAUAUUUUUGUACCUCGAUGGUUGCCGUAGUAGGCCCACGACAGAAAUAUGGCCGCCUCCUUGAUGGUGACACGGGGAUCCUGUCAAAGGAUGCCAUGGUUAGUUGCCAGGAGAUACUUGAGUGUGACUCCUGCAUCUCCGCCCAACAUCAUCACCCGAUUCCUCUUGCGGUUAAGUCAGCAAUUCUAUGAUGUGGAGCAGUUUCUGAACUGGAGCUCCACCUUCAGAAACAGGCUUGUUCGGCGUAAGAACCUCUUCUAUGGCUAUGCAAAGCAAAACUAUGGUGAUAACAUUGCAGCAGCGUACUACAUAUUGAGCCUGAAAGGAAGUUUCAGGUUUGCUGGACAAACAGAAUGGUUCCGGCCCAAUGCCAGAGGACGAUUCAGCUAUGAGUUCAUGAGCUUCCCGGACUCUAUGAUUGAAGAUGUUGACUUGAGUGGCACUCCCAUCAACUGUGAUGGACUAGACAACAUUGUGAGUCAGCUGCAGCUCCGGAGGCUCACCCUAAGGAGCUGCCCAGAGGUGGACGGCUGGUUCCUCACACGCCUGCACAUAUUCAGUGACACCCUGGAGGAGCUGGACAUCUCCCACUGCCCCCGCGUUACUGUAGGAGCCCUGUGUGCUCUGCAGCAUCUCAGAAAGCUGCGUCAUCUGGACAUAUCUGGCCUCCCCAGUGUGCACAACCCUGGGCUGCUGCAAAUUCUUGUGGAGGAGAUGCUGCCACACUGCCUUGUGGCUGGGGCUGAGUACAGCCAAGGCCUUGAGGACACAAUGCAAACAAACAUACAACAAACAAGCAUAAACCAGCCCACAGCACCAGAGGCCCAGCCACACGCAGAGGAAAGUGGGAAGACUAGCACUCAGAGACAAGGGUAGACGCAGUGACGCUUGGAACUUGUACACAGACACAAUUAUUUAUAUGAACUCUUCAUUUCAUAAGGUCAACCCACAAUCACAGACAAAAGGGGGAAAAGAGGAUGAUCAUACACGCAUACACUCACACAAUAAACUGUUAUUUUGUUUCAUGUUUGUUGCAAAUUGCAUAGCAUUGUCCUCAGUGUUGAAUUAUUGUAAUUCAACUACCGGUACACUAAUUGUAAUUAGUGUAUUUACACUGAUUUUGACAUUCAUCUGCACUUAAACAUUUAAAUGGGAAUUGUCUUCACAUGUACUCAUUCAUGUUUUUGAAUGGAAGUGUGAUUGCAGUUAACACUCCAAGGUUGAUGCUGUACAGUUUUAUUAAAACAUUUUUAUUAAAAUGCUAAAAUGUAUACUGAAUUGUAAGCAUGCUGUCCAUAUCAUGAUCCAUUUAGCAUACAGUAGACAUGUCAUUAUUUUUGUAAUUGUAAAUGUAUUCAUAGGCCUACAGUACCAACUAUUGGCAUUAAAUGCAUGUAAUUAAACUGAA
Molecule: messenger RNA, 1421 nt
Organism: Alosa alosa (allis shad)
Lineage: Eukaryota; Metazoa; Chordata; Actinopteri; Clupeiformes; Clupeidae
Gene: dmac2
Product: distal membrane arm assembly component 2
Exons: 6
Coding region: 62-889 (275 amino acids)
Source: RefSeq, a predicted model, not a curated record